Messenger RNA from Spirodela intermedia, 981 nucleotides. The record is from the annotation of a GenBank genome assembly. NCBI's taxonomy places the organism in Eukaryota, Viridiplantae, Streptophyta, Magnoliopsida, Alismatales, Araceae.
AUGACGAUCUUUGCGACGGGGCGGGCUAAGCGUGUGACCGAUCCGCUCGACGACAAGGUGAAGGCGCGCCUCAGAGGGGACGACGAGCUCCGGCGCGGUUCGGGAUACUUUAGCAGCAGCGGCAGCGAGCACGACGCCGAGGCCUCCGACUUCGUCGACGGCUUCUUCUUCUCUGAGAAGGAGGGAUGGGAUGACGUCGAGGAGACCGAGGAGGAGUCUGUGGAGCGAUCGGGGGGAUUCUCCGAUGGCGAGGGCCUCCAGUCCGUCUUCACCGUCCCCGGCGUGGAGAUGAUCCGAGACCUGGUGAACCGGGGGAGGUCCUCGGCGGCGGAAGAGCGGUACAGGCGGGAUCUGGCUGCGGACGCCGCCAGGGCCGCAGACAGGUUUGCGGAUCUGAAGCAGAACAGACUGGCGUUCCGUCGGGCGGUGAUGGCGUCCCUCAGGGAGAUCGGCUACAAUGCCGGGAUCUGCAAAUCGAGGUGGGAGAGCGGCAGCGGAGGAAUCGUCGCUGGCAGCUAUGAGUACAUCGACGUACUUACAUCGCCGCCGGACCAAGCCGCGAGGUACAUCGUCGACAUCGACUUCGCCGGGGAGUUCGAGAUCGCGCGCCCCACGGCGGAGUACGGACGCCUGACGGAGGAGCUCCCGAGGCUGCUCGUCGCCAGGCCGGAGGUGCUCCGCCAGCUUCUCAGAGUCCUCGCCGACGCCGCACGGCGCUCCCUCCGGUCUCGGGAGAUGCACAUCCCGCCAUGGCGGAAGGCCCGCUUCAUGCAGGCCAAGUGGCUCGGCCCCUACCGCCGCACCCUCAACCCUUCUCCUUCUCCCUCUUCCCCUUCCCCUUCCCCUUCCUCCCCCUCCCAUGCGGCGGCGGAAGCGCUUCCGCCGCCCGUCGUGCGGGCCCGAGCAGACGUUCACUGCCGGUUGCUGGGCUUCGACACGGCGGCCGUCGUCUUCCCGGCGGCGGCGGCCCGUACGCGGUGA